Molecule: messenger RNA, 1332 nt
Organism: Talaromyces amestolkiae
Lineage: Eukaryota; Fungi; Ascomycota; Eurotiomycetes; Eurotiales; Trichocomaceae
Exons: 9
Coding region: 1-1332 (443 amino acids)
Biological process (GO): transmembrane transport
Molecular function (GO): transmembrane transporter activity
Source: RefSeq, a predicted model, not a curated record
AUGAAGAGUACACUUAAAAAGGAAUUGGGUAUCUCAAAUACACAAUUCUCCCUCCUUGAGGCUAGUGAGGAUUUCAUGGCAACGGUGCUCUUACCUUUUAGCGGUUUGAUUACCGAUCGAUUCGGUGGAGCCAAUAUGAUCGUAUAUGGCAACAUAAUCUACACCCUCGGCUCAGUCCUAGUUGCAGCAGCCGCAACAGUCGAAUCCUACAAAUUCAUGAUUGGCAGUCGCGUUAUUCUUGCCUUUGGCGACAUCGCGACUCAAAUCGCCCAGUAUAAGAUGUUUUCGUCAUGGUUUCCGCCGAAUGAAGGGUUUGCGUCGACGGUGGGCUUCGAGCUUGCUAUUGGAAAAUUGGGUGGUUUUGCGGGACAGUCGACAGCCAAUAUUAUUGCAAAGAAAACUGGUCACUUCUACUGGACCUUCUGGGUUGCCGUCUUCAUGAAUCUAUUCACAAACGCGUCCACCGCCCUAUUUUGGAUCUUCAGCCGCUACUGCGAAAAACGGUACAUAGGUCGACGCGACACUGCCACGAAUGAAAAUUUGACUGAGAAGAAUAAAAAAUUUGAGUUGAAAAAAGUCUUUGAACUACCCUGGACCUUCUGGGCUGUUUUAUCUUUCUCAUUAUUUCAGACAAGUGCAGCCAUUGUGUUCAGUCAGAACUCGACUGAGCUUGCAGAGAAGAGGUUCAACGUUGAUUCGAUCAAGGCGGGUUGGUAUAGUGCGCUUAGUAAAUACACGGGAUUCUUUCUGGUUCCUUGUUUAGGGGUUUUUAUUGAUAUCCUCGGCAACCGAGCCACAGUCAUGUGUGUUUGCGGGAUUGGAAUGCUGCUCUGCAUGUGUCUAGUCAACUUUGCAGACACGUCAGCUGGCACAGCAGCUUCCUUCGGUAUCUAUGCUGUCGCCGUCUCCCUUGGACCGGUAUCCAUUAUAGACAGCAUUCGGGCAGUCCUAUACCACCAAUCAGUCUUUGGAUCCGCCUAUUCCCUCAAGAUUACCAUGAACAAUGCUCCGAUCCGAAGAAUGAACGUCAUUAUCAGAAUUAUUACCGGCGCCCUUCAGGACGCAGAUAAUGAUUCCUACCGCCGAGCCGUGAGAGUCUAUCUCUUCCAGGCUGCUGCCUCUGUUGUAGUCGGUUUGACUAUUCUCAUUGGCUCCUUCUUCGUCGACUCACUCGCCGUGUUGCAGUGGACGAGAAAGUAUCGCCUCAAAAACGGCGGAGCGAUUAUCGAUACGCUCAAAGAAAAAAGCGCGACUGUACACUUGUGGGCAGCUGGGUGGCAUACAUCUGGGGGGCUGUUACAGGCCACAACUCUUGAUGAGAUGAAGAUGUGA